Molecule: messenger RNA, 2777 nt
Organism: Apis dorsata (giant honeybee)
Lineage: Eukaryota; Metazoa; Arthropoda; Insecta; Hymenoptera; Apidae
Exons: 5
Coding region: 120-2471 (783 amino acids)
Biological process (GO): Ras protein signal transduction; positive regulation of GTPase activity
Cellular component (GO): plasma membrane
Molecular function (GO): guanyl-nucleotide exchange factor activity
Source: RefSeq, a predicted model, not a curated record
AAUACCGAUUUAGAUUUAUCGACGGAAGAGUAAACUAUUACGAGCUCGGAGGUAUACAGAGAAGAAACAUUUUGUGGAAGAAAUGGUGCGAACACGUGGAGAAUUUGCUCGCGAGCAAGAUGAACGGGAGCUCGUUGUCGGAGACAACUGCCGCAAGUUCAUCGAGCAGUACAACCUUGUACAUCCUUUCCUCGGAGAUCGAGAUUCGGAAGAACUCGAAGAAAAAUGGGAAAAGAGCAGUGUGCAGAAUAUGGACUCAUUACGGAGGCGCAGGUGAUUACGCGCCUCCGACGUGGUGUCAGAAGGAUUUGUAUCUCGGGCCGUCUUACAACGAGUUGAUGGACGGUCGAUACGCCCCGAUUCCCAUAAGAUUCGCCGGUGCCAGCCUGGAAGAUAUCAAGACCGAGCUGGAGGAUUUCUCACCGAUCAAGAUCGAGAAAAUGACGCGUAGCUGGCCCACGUGUCGGUGUUUCAAGGAGAAACACAAGAACGACGUUCUUUGCGACGUACUGUUCAUCAGAGAUCACAAUCGAAAAUAUUACAACACGAGCAAAUUCUACACGACUUGUCAGGGUUGCCCCCGUAACCACCUGCAAGCGAAGAUAUUGGAGGAUAGAGCGAUCGAGAAAAGGAGCGUGUGGUACAGGCAGGAAACGUUGGACGAGGCGCUCGCGAAAGAGGAGAGGGACGAGGCGAGGAGUCCUAAAAAGGGUCUGACGAGAAGGAUAUCCCGAUUCGGUUUCGGAGUGCCGGAAAAAUGCCACUCGGGAUUGGUUCUCGGCCCGAUUAACGCGGACCGCGAGUUCACCACGGAUAUGAGCGUGAAACAGGCGCACAAUUUCUACGCUCUGAUGGAAAACGGUGUAAAGGUUUGGGAGGGCAAGAAGAAGGGUCGAUGCAAGUCGUUGUAUUGCAAACACUUCAGGAGAUACGGUAUCUGCACCGCGCCUCAUUUUCAUUACGCGCUUGGCCCCUGGUCGGUCCAACCGGGAGAGCGGUGCACCCUCCAAGGUCGAAGAUCGUUCAGCUUGCGCCAAUUGGCGGCCAGUAUCUCGUACACCGCGCUUCAAUCGGGUAGGUUUGGGUCGAUCGGAGCCACCACGAAGGGCCGUAUCGUGUUGUUUUGGACACCGGAAUAUUGGUACAGACCCAAGCCCGCCUCCGCCGCUUACAGGGAGGUGAGGCAACACUUGACCCAUUUGAGAAAUUUUCGCCAAGAGAAGGAACGGCCGUCCAAACGGAAGUUGUUCGGCAGGCGAAAGAAGUACCAAUACGAAGAUUCCAUCAUUGUCCCCGAGGAGAAGUACAGUUUCCUGGAAAGGAUCUUCUCCGGGAACGGGUCUUGCAAGAAGAAGAAGAAGUUGGAAAAUCAAGAGAACAGUACCAAUGAUCAGUUGAGACGAUUAUUGAGAAUGGAUUUCAGAAUAACAAUUUGGGAUAUAAACAGUGACAUCCUGGCGAUGCAGUUGACCCUGAUCGAUCGCGAUCUCUUCGUCCGUAUCCCGACGGAGGAAAUCGAGAUAUUGGUAUUUCAAAGGAGUUCGAGGAACGCGCCCAACUUGGCGGCGUGGAUAGCGUUCAGUCAUCGCAUAUCUUGCCUGAUGGCGAGCGAAAUUCUGGCCGUGAAAAAAUUACCCAUGAGAAGCAGGAUCGUCGCGAGGCUAGUGAACGCGGCCAAGAAGUGUUACGUCAUGGGAAAUUUUCAUUCGUGUAGAUCGAUCUUGGCCGGAUUGCAGGCGCCGCCGAUUUUCAGACUUCGAAAAACGUGGAAUUACUUGCGUACUCAUCAUGCCAAUAGAUACGAGACCAUGGAAAGACUUUGCAAGGUUUACAAACAUCCGUGCACCCAGAUGUAUCGACAAGCUUGGGCCAAAGUUGAAACUUGCAAUUCGUCCUUUAUGCCGUACGUGGGCCACCUUUUGCUCAGACUUUUGGAUCUGAAUAAUUCGAACAAUUGUCACGACGCCGUUGUCCACAUGCACGAUGGAAUAAAAAAUGCAAACGAUCUUUGUAAAAAAAUGUCUAUAGGUAUAAUUAAGGACACGACAUCGAGUCGUGAUCAGAGUAAUAAUUUGGAACAGAAACAGGAGUGUAGAAAGAAUAUCUUCGCUUCUAUUCUAACGAGAAUGAAGAAUAAAAAGGACGAAAAGACGAUUUACGAGGAGAAGUCGGAUGGAACGUGGACGAUCAAGGAACAGGAUUUAGCGUGGAAAUAUUUCUUUCGUUGGUACAACGCCGUUUUGAAGAGGAAAUUUCGUCACAAGGAAGAGGAGAGAUUAAGGGAUAUGGAUCCGAGGAUGAAACGAGUUAUAGACGUCGUGACUUGGAUGGUGGAUUGUCAGAGACGGGCUCAAGGAUACAAUUUUCCAGGCCACUCGUUCACGAAGGAAUUUUUGUUGAAGACUCGAUACAGGGAGGAUCGGGAAAAUUUUUUCAUCAGCUUGAAAUUGGAACCCUCGAUGAUAACUUGAACAAAAGAAUUUAAGGAAACUUGGCAGUUUAUUGUCAACAAUAAGAGAAAGGAAGACGAAUAAGAGAGCGGAAUUUUUAACUUAUUAUUAUCACUCGAGUGAUAGAAUUAGAAACGUGUUAAAAAAAAUGUAUAAAAAUCAUUUGAUAAAUAGUAGUGAUUAUUAAGUCUUCCUUACGAGUGGCUGAAGUUUUCAAUGCAAUUUAUGUAGUCCUUAAACGGCAUGAUUAAUCAUCGUCAUCGUCGAUCAGGAAUAAGUUGUACGCUACAAUAUAACGGUGGAUUAAAUAAAAAAAAAAAAAAAUAA